AUGCGUUUGAUUCUUAUCACCUCUUUGAUGUCUUAUAUUCAAUGUGGACAUUAUAAAGGAGGAACAAUAACAUGGAAACCUACUGGUGUAACAUCAGGUUCUAAGAUUGAAAUAAUGUUCAAUGAACGACAUUCAUUUACAUUGACUGGUCGAUACGCGUGUGACCAAUCUUUAAUCGCUGGAUUAGUAUACGGUUCUUAUUAUGAUCAAGGUGCAACAGCACCACCCGAUUUCUCCUGUAUUAGUUCAGCAUCAGCUUGCACAACUAGUCUGUAUUCAGAUGUUGACCAAUAUUUGUUAUGUACUGAUUAUAAUAACAUCUUAUCAAUCAGUAGUGGAGCUUAUUAUGGUAAACAAAAUCUUAGCUCUAGUACAAAUAUUUAUAUCUCAUAUAGCGGAGGUACGUGGAACACUGUUAUUGGUCCAAAUCUCAAUUGGGCUGUCACCACAUAUAUAGACUUAGCCACGACACCUCUCAACACAUCACCAGGUUAG
Messenger RNA from Didymodactylos carnosus, 495 nucleotides. The record is from the annotation of a GenBank genome assembly. Lineage: Eukaryota; Metazoa; Rotifera; Eurotatoria; Philodinida; Philodinidae.